CGGUUAUUGGACAAAGUAAGAGCCGUUGUCUUGUUAACACAACAUAACACAAUCUUAAUAAAACUAACAAACAAAUCUUUAAGACACAGAGAUUUUAGAGAGAGAAAGAGAGAGUGGUUUCCUCCAUCACCAUCAUCCAUGGGUUGCGUUUCUUCCAAACACAUAAAAAAAGACACCAACCAUGAUAAAAAUGGUUACAUUAACAUUAACCAUGUUGUUUCUCUCACUUCCUCAACCUUAGGAGCACUCAAAUUAGACAACAACAACAACAACAACAACAACAAUGUUGAUGAUGAUUCAUUCAAUUCCAUUGUUGUUGUUUCAGAAACAGAGCAAAAAACAGAGUCUGAAACAGAGUCAAAAUCAGAUCCAUCACCAAAACACAAAGACCCAGAAACUGUAAUCAACAUCAAUGCUUGGGAACUCAUGGAGGGUCUUGAAGAAGGAGUACCCAUUUCAAAUCUCCCUAAGAAAAGUCCAAAGUCUGCACCUUUUCUUCGUGGGUUUUUGGCUUCUGACACAAGAAGUCCUAUGAAGUUUCUUAAUCAAUUUGGAUCACCCAAAACCUCACUCAAGAAACCUUCAGGGAAAGAAAAUAAGGUUCAACUUAAUAAUUUGGUAAGAGGUGGUGUUAGACGUUUGGAUUAUAGUCCUAAGGGAAUUCUCAAACCCUCCACUGCAAAUUCUUCUCCUAAGAAUUCGAGUUUUUCGCUAAAAGGAUCUCCUUUUUCUGCAAGAAGAAAUAGUUUUGGGAAUGAUAGUGUGAGAAAAAGUCCUAGGCCUUUGUUUGAUCCAGAGAUUAUUGCCUCAUAUGAAAAGGAACUUUCUGAAGAGGGAGAACAAAUCAAGAGAAUUGUUUUCGCUACUCCAAAAACUCGAAGAGCAAGAAAAUCACUUGAUUCAGUUACACUUUUGAAUUUGUUUGAGAAAAACUGUCCUCCUGGUGGAGAAAAUUCUGUUGUAAUUUACACUACUACAUUGAGAGGAAUUAGAAAGACAUUUGAAGAUUGUAACAAAGUUAGAUCCAUAAUUGAAUCGUAUUGUGUUUGUGUCCGCGAGCGCGAUGUGUCUAUGGAUUCCGGGUUUAAGGAGGAGUUGAAGAAGCUUAUGGGAAUGAAACAAGUUCAAGUUCCUGUUGUGUUUGUGAAAGGAAGGUUUAUUGGAGGAGUUGAUGAAGUUGUGAAAUUGGAAGAUGAAGAAAAAUUGGGUGUUCUUUUGGAAGGGAUUCCAAAGGCAUUAGGAAUUUGUGAAGGGUGUGGAGAUUUGAGGUUUGUGAUGUGUAAGGAAUGUAAUGGAAGUUGUAAGGUUUUGGAUGAGAAGCAAAAGAAAACGGUUAAGUGUGGUUAUUGUAAUGAGAAUGGAAUAAUUCGUUGUUCUCUAUGUUGUUGAAAACUGAUUUGUUGUGUGGUUUUUAGGUUUGCAUUUUGGGAUGUUUUAUGUUCUUAAUUUGUAGGAGUAGGGUUCUAAAGAGUGUUUUAGUCCCUUAUUUGUUGUUGAUUAUUUUCUUGCUUCUUGUAUUUGGGACACAAGAUGAUGAUGUUCUUUCACUAAUCUAAUUCAAAUUUCACGUAUAAUUCAUUAGCUUUAGCUUAA
This is a messenger RNA of Trifolium pratense (red clover), 1593 nucleotides long. RefSeq lists its product as uncharacterized. The transcript has a single exon. The coding region runs from base 139 to 1389 and encodes 416 amino acids. The record is from RefSeq and is a predicted model, not a curated record. Lineage: Eukaryota; Viridiplantae; Streptophyta; Magnoliopsida; Fabales; Fabaceae.